Molecule: messenger RNA, 1370 nt
Organism: Aphidius gifuensis
Lineage: Eukaryota; Metazoa; Arthropoda; Insecta; Hymenoptera; Braconidae
Product: aldo-keto reductase family 1 member B1-like
Exons: 5
Coding region: 136-1077 (313 amino acids)
Cellular component (GO): cytosol
Molecular function (GO): aldose reductase (NADPH) activity
Source: RefSeq, a predicted model, not a curated record
UUCAUUGCGAAUCAAUACCUACUGUCUUACGUGUUCCUAACAAUAGCUCAACUGACUGUAUCACACUGUGGUCAGUCUGUAUUUGACAGUCGUUAACUUGACAACUAUUUACUUGUAAAAAUAAAAAAUAUAAUAAUGAGUUGCAGUAGAAUGGCAAAAGUGAAAUUUAACAAUGGAAAUUAUUGUCCAAUGCUUGGAUUGGGAACGUGGCAAUCUGCUCCAGGUAGUGUUGGUGAAGCAGUAAAAAAAGCAAUUGAUAUUGGCUAUCGUCAUAUUGAUUGUUCACCAAUUUACGAAAAUGAAAAAGAAAUUGGUCAAGCAUUAAAAUCAAAAAUUGAUGAUGAAACUGUUACGCGUGAAGAUUUAUUUAUAACAAGUAAAUUAUGGAAUACAAAUCAUCAUCCUGAUAAAGUUGAAGCUGCAUUAACAAAUACAUUAAAUGAUCUUUGUGUUGAUUAUUUGGAUUUAUAUUUGAUUCAUUGGCCAUUGGGUUUUGCUGAAGGCUAUACAGAUGAAGGAAAUUUUAUUGAGAGUGAUGAUGAUUAUGUUGAUACUUGGAAAGCCAUGGAAGAUAUGCUUGAAAAAGGAUUAGUUAAAAAUAUUGGAUUGAGUAAUUUUAAUUCAAAACAAAUUGAAAGAUUAUUAAGACAUUCAACUGUAACACCAGUCGUUAACCAAGUUGAGUGUCAUCCAUAUUUAACACAAAUUAAAUUAUCAGAUUUUUGUCAAUCAAAAGAAAUUGUAUUGACAGCAUAUAGCCCACUUGGUUCACCAGAUCGUCCAUGGGCAAAACCUGAGGAUGCACAGUUAAUCAAUGAUGAAAGAUUAAGAUCAAUUGCUGAUAAUUAUGACAAAACUACUGCUCAAGUUGUUCUUCGUUAUCAGAUCGACCGGGGACAUAUCGUCAUACCAAAAACAGUAUCAGAAAGUCGAAUGAUAGAAAAUUUUGAUAUUAUGAAUUUUAAAUUAAGCCAAGAUGAUAUUGAGCUCAUUAAUUCAUUUGAUUGUAAUGGAAGAAUUUGUGCCCUUGAAAUGUGUAGUGGAUUCAAGUACUAUCCUUUUAAUAUUGAAUAUUAAAAUGGCAACAUGAAAAGGGUUUAAUUAUUGAUCAGAAGAGUUAACAGUUGUUGUUGUUGACAUUUCACAGUCACAGCAAUCACAAAAUUCUUCGCUACUUGUAUCGUCAUCAUCGUCACUCAAUGUUGUAUCUUCUAAAUUAAAACUCUCAGUACUACCACAGUGACACAGUUUUUUUGAUACUACACAGGGAUUUUUUUUUGGUGCUUUUACUCUUUCAAUUUUCUGUAUUAUUAAAUAAUAAAUUUCACAUUAAUAAAGCAGUAUAAAAUAUACACCUAAAUAAUAACAAA